AUGUCUACACAUGAUGGAUUGGGAGUAGCAUACGCAAUUUUGAAGAACAAAGUGAAAAGUCGAAAAAUGUACCGGAGUCCCUCAGGCAGUGUUGUACACGAACGUUGUCCCGGUGAUUUUGGCGGACACGGGACGUCCGAAAGUCCAUGUCCGGGACUGUGUCCGCAGGACAGUUGGGACAUGGACCGAUAUUAG
Molecule: messenger RNA, 195 nt
Organism: Funneliformis geosporum
Lineage: Eukaryota; Fungi; Glomeromycota; Glomeromycetes; Glomerales; Glomeraceae
Source: the annotation of a GenBank genome assembly